UAGGACAUGGUGACCUUCCCUGAUGUGGCUGUGAGCUUCUCCUCUGAGGAAUGGCUGUACCUGAGCACCUCCCAGCGGAAGCUCUAUAGAGACGUGAUGCUGGAGACCUACGAGGACCUGCGGGCAGUAGGGUAUUGUGGGAUGAAGCCUGCACUGAUAUCCUGGCUGGAAGGAGGAGCUCUGGGUAGGCUGCAGAGAGACAUGUUUUCAGAACCAAAGCUGGAAAUCCAUCCAUGUCCUUUCUGCUCUCUCAUCUUCUCACGUCAGAUCUUGCUCAAUUGCCACAUGAAGCGAAGUCAUUCCUCUCAAAUCCUCCCAGGAGCGUCUACAAAAAAGCACCCUCAGUCAGAGAAUUCCUAUACACGAGAUCAGAACCAAUGGCAGCAACAUUUGGAUCCAUAUAAUGACAAACCAAGGAAUGACAUACUUGAAAAUCAGAAGCCCCAUGUUUGCAGGGAGUGUGGUCGAGGAUUCAGGCAAAGAUCACAUCUCUUCAGUCACCAGAAGACGCACACAGGGGAGAAACCUCAUGUUUGCACAGACUGUGGGCGAGGCUUCAGUCGCAGAUCACAUCUCAUCACGCACCAGAGGACACACACAGGGGAGAAGCCCUAUGAUUGCAGGGAGUGUGGGCGAUGCUUCAGUGUGAGGUCACACCUCAUCACACAUGGGAGAACACACACAGGGGAAAAGCCCCAUGUUUGCACAGACUGUGGGCGAGGCUUCACUCGGAGGUCACAUCUCAUCACACAUCAGAGUACACACAUAAGGGAGAAUCCACAUGUUUCCAGGGAGUGUGGGCAAGACUUCAAUCAGAAGUCAAUUCUCAUCAGAUACCAAACAACACACACAGGCGAGAAGCCCCAUGUUUGCAAGGAAUGUGGGCGAGGCUUCAAUCAGAGGUCAAUCCUCAUCAGACACCAAGUAACACACACAGGAGAGAAGCCACAUGUUUGCAAGGAGUGUGGGCGAGGCUUCAGCUUGAAGUCACAUCUUAUCAGACACCAGAGGACACACACAGGGGAGAAGCCCUAUGUUUGCAGGGAGUGUGGGCGAGGCUUCAGUCGGAGGUCAGGUCUCAUCACACAUCGGAGGACACACACAGGGGAGAAGCCCCAUGUUUGCACAGACUGUGGGCGAGGCUUCAGUCGGAGGUGGGGUCUUAUCACACACCAGAGAACACACACAGGGGAGAAGCCUCAUGUUUGCACAGAUUGUGGGCGAGGUUUCUCUCGGAGGUCACAUCUCAUCACUCACAGGAGGACACACAGGGAAAAGCCCGGUGUUUGAAGCAAAGUUGAGUAAUUAACAGUAAAUUACAUCUCACCAUCCACAGAAAAAAAAAUGCAGCCACCUCAAAUUGCCUAACCUGAGAACGUGCCAGAGAAGUGUACUGAUAUCUAACUCCUUCCAUAUUUGCCCUGUGCACUAAUGAACUUUGUCUUUUAGUUAUGAUCUCUAGUAUUUUCUUUCUCCUUGAAAGCAGCACAGAAUAGAAUAGAUAGAAAACUAUUACCC
This is a messenger RNA of Suncus etruscus (white-toothed pygmy shrew), 1518 nucleotides long. Its product is annotated as histone-lysine N-methyltransferase PRDM9-like. Gene Ontology annotation, biological process: regulation of transcription by RNA polymerase II. Bases 7 to 1290 code for a protein of 427 amino acids. NCBI's taxonomy places the organism in Eukaryota, Metazoa, Chordata, Mammalia, Eulipotyphla, Soricidae. The transcript has 3 exons. Gene Ontology annotation, molecular function: RNA polymerase II cis-regulatory region sequence-specific DNA binding; DNA-binding transcription factor activity. The record is from RefSeq and is a predicted model, not a curated record.